Coregonus clupeaformis (lake whitefish) is the source of this 1345-nucleotide messenger RNA. RefSeq lists its product as uncharacterized. The coding region runs from base 145 to 1062 and encodes 305 amino acids. Lineage: Eukaryota; Metazoa; Chordata; Actinopteri; Salmoniformes; Salmonidae. The record is from RefSeq and is a predicted model, not a curated record. Gene Ontology annotation, molecular function: NAD+ poly-ADP-ribosyltransferase activity. The transcript has 3 exons. Gene Ontology annotation, cellular component: cytoplasm.
ACACAACCAAAUGUGGAAUAAGUCAAGAGGUAUGAAUGCUUUCUGAAGGCACAGUAGGAGAUCUAAAUCGUUACUACAGGAUUGCAGAAGUUUGUCUAUUCAUAAAAGCAUAUUUUGCCACAGGUUUUCACAGCUAGAAUCAUCAUGUUGACUAGGGCUUACCUGAGGAAAAUGAAACCAAACUCUCCAUACUUAGACAACUUUCUUGACACUGGUGAACAUCCCGAGGAUCAAAGAACAUAUGUGAUGUUCCAUGGCACCUCAAUAGAGGCUGCAGAGCUGAUUAAGAAGAAUGGCUUCAUACCAUCAAGUGCAGAUAGAAUGCUUGGUGCUGGUGUUUAUGUUACUCGGGACAUCCAAAAAGCCUGUAAAUACCCUCCUGGUGUUUCCAACUCCAAGAGAAGAGUACUAAAAGUCAGAGUGGAUGUAGGGAAGGUGAAGAUCAUAGAUCAGCAGAAGCACCCCAUGCAGAGGACCUGGCACACCGAGCAUGGAUAUGACACCGCCUGGGUUCCACCUGGGGUCAAUAAGGUAGAAAGCAACCAACAGGAGAACUGUGUCUACGACCCAAAGAGAAUCACAGUCAUGGAGGUUAUGAAAGUAAACAAAAAGACAAUAUCUAGAUACCGUCAUCUUCAGAGUGGAGUCACCCCUGAGGACAGCCACGUCUAUGUGAUGUAUCAUGGAACAUCCAAAAAGAUUGCUGUGGAAAUACAGAGAAAUGGAUUCAAACCAUCCACAGAUGGCAUGCUUGGUGCGGGUGUCUAUGUCAGUCGAGAUAUCAGAAAAGCCAUUAAAUACCCCAUUGGUGCUGAUGACUCAGACAGGAUGGUUCUGAAAGUGAAGGUGGAUGUUGGCAGGGUUAAGAUCAUUGAUGUGCAGGGUCACGACAUGCAAUACAACUGGCACACUAAGCAUGGGUAUGACACUGCCUGGGUUCCACCUGGUGUUGACAUGGUGACGAGCAACCAAGAGGAAGACUGUGUCUACGACCCAAAGAGAAUCACAGUGUUGACAAUGCUGAAAGUGUCCACCAUGAAAAUGUUAAACCCGUCACUGUAGAACUGAUGGCAUUCUGCAUUCAGAGGGAGCAUCCAGCAUCAACUCAUGGUCAUCAGAAGAGGAUGGUUAGAAUCAGACGGUCCCCCAUAAAGCAGUUCAUAGGAAGAGGAUGCUUUAUUUUGCAGGCCCACACGAUGAUUUCACAUGGCAAUCUAUAUGCAAUCAAUCAUAUAACCUUAUCAUAUCAAAUAUGUGUCAUAUUUACUUCAUGUAAAUAAUGCAUGUGUAUCAAUGAUCCUUGUUCCUAUAAUACAUCUCAAAUAAACACGUUUCCCACAUUGUU